AUGGCGCACGCGGAAGAAGUCCUCGGUGCCCCCGAUGGCUCUGCCUUGACUUGGAUCUUGGAUCAUUGCCUUCGCUACCCCGGCACCUACGAGAUCCCUCUGCGGACUAUGUACGCUCUGAACUCCAACCCGACUCGUUACGCCAACGAAACCACCCGCUCCAACCGUUCCUCCGGUUCCUCCAACCUCUCCAUCUCCUCCGCCCAGAACCAAAACAUAUCAUCAUGGGACGCGGCCGCCGAACUCCGCGCUCAACUGUCCCACCAGAUCUCGCGUCUCCCUACCCAGCCUUGCUCGCUUCCUCCUAGCUUCAUCACAAGCUUCCUGCGUCGCUGCUUUUCUCCCGUUCUGGACGAGGUGGACUUCCCUCAGGCCUUGACUGCGUUGGACUACCUCAAGGACCUCGACAGCCGCCGGAGAAAGGAAGUUGCUGCGACCCUGCGUCGUCUGGGUGUCGAGACUGACACUCCUAACAGUCAGGCGGAGUUGAAGGAGACCAGGCCUGCGACUCUCUCGUGGAUCGAGUCGAUGAAUGUCAAGAUCCGCAGGGCGGAGUCGCUUUACAGUCAGAUCUACAUUGGCUUGCGUCGCUGGACCUUGCUGAACGAGAUGCUCCUCAGCGAGCCUUACAACAAGGCCAACUGCAUUGCCUUGCUCAACACUCUCUUCCCUCCUGUCACUGAGUUCACCGUCACCCCUACCCCUCAGCUUUCUACCAAGACCCUCAAGGCGCAACGGGACGGUUUCUUUCGCUACAUUACCGCUGUCGACACCAACGGCAAGCAAAUCCUUGAGAAGCUGAUGAUGCAAGGCGCGCGCGAAGGCGAAACCAACAACUGGACCGUCAUCCGCGAAGCACUUGACAAGUACUUGCGCCUCGCCAACGAAAUCAUCGAUGAGUGCACCGCGGUCACCGGCCCGGCAAGCCUAGGUGAAGAUGAAUUCCGCAGGGGUCGCAAGGUGGACUCUGGUAUCAGCUUUGUCUCGGCCCACAAGCCCAUGUCCUCUGUCAGCAGUGGCCCUACCGCGGAAGAUCUGGACAAGCCGCUGCCUCCGUCGCCCAACUCCAAGAGGGGUGGCUCUACCUUGGAACGUCUGGCUCGUGAGCUUCGCAAGCUGGGCGAUUCCGGAGUGUCUAAGAACUUGAGGAAGAUGAAGUCCAGUGCUGCCCUCUCCUCCCGGCCAGGGACCCCCAGUCCCACUGAGCAAUCGUCUUUUGACAUGGACGACCAAAAGCGUCGGCGAUUCCUCUGGGAGGCUUCAAACCGCAGGACGCAUUCCAAGCAACCCAGCUCAGAUUCUCAAUAA
Molecule: messenger RNA, 1308 nt
Organism: Aspergillus ruber CBS 135680
Lineage: Eukaryota; Fungi; Ascomycota; Eurotiomycetes; Eurotiales; Aspergillaceae
Exons: 1
Coding region: 1-1308 (435 amino acids)
Source: RefSeq, a predicted model, not a curated record